This is a messenger RNA of Aedes aegypti (yellow fever mosquito), 1450 nucleotides long. RefSeq names its product aminoacylase-1B. Gene Ontology annotation, cellular component: cytoplasm. Lineage: Eukaryota; Metazoa; Arthropoda; Insecta; Diptera; Culicidae. Gene Ontology annotation, biological process: amino acid metabolic process. The coding region runs from base 178 to 1407 and encodes 409 amino acids. The record is from RefSeq and is a predicted model, not a curated record. Gene Ontology annotation, molecular function: aminoacylase activity. The transcript has 4 exons.
UGAAAGAGAAAGAGAGCAUCACGCGCCUACUCAGAGUUGAUAUAAAGACCACUGAUAGUGGCCAGAGUUAUCAUAGUCUAGUACUGAUUGUCGAAGGUGACCGACCCAGUCCAAUUUCUGUGAACAGACCAACAAUUGUGGCAAUUAAUCUUGCAGCUUUAGGGAAAUACCGGCAAUAUGUGCGAACGCGGAUCCGAGUGCUACAAAAAGUAUCAAGAGUGGGAGAACAAUGAGGAGAUCAAAAUUUUUCGUGAAUAUCUGCGUAUUCCGACGGUGCAUCCCGAUGUGAACUACGAUGAUUGUGUGGAGUUCCUGCGGCGUCAGGCAGAGGCCCUGGAGCUCCCGGUAGAGGUGAUCGAGGUGAACCCGCGGAAGCCGAUCGUGAUCAUUACCUGGGAGGGCACGGAUCCCACCGAAAAGUCCAUCAUCCUAAACUCUCACAUGGACGUAGUGCCGGUGUACCCGGAACUGUGGAGCCAUCCGCCGUUCGCGGCCGACAUGGACUACGAGGGAAAGAUCUUCGCCCGCGGAUCCCAGGACAUGAAGUGCGUGGGAAUGCAAUUUCUGGGCGCGAUCAGGGCAUUGAAGCGGGAUGGAAUCAAACUGAAGAGAACGAUCCACGCCACUUUUGUACCCGACGAGGAAAUUGGCGGCAAACUGGGGAUGAAGGAGUUUGUUCAUAAGGAGGGCUUUCGCAAGUUGAACUGCGGGUUCGCGAUUGACGAGGGAAUCGCUGGUCCUGGCGAGGAGUAUCCGCUAUUCUAUGGCGAACGAAGCGUGUGGCAUGUUAUGUUCCACAUUUCCGGUACGCCUGGACACGGAUCGUUACUGCUGAAGAACACGGCCGGCCAGAAGGCACGCUACAUUAUCGAUAAGCUGAUGGAUAUGCGCGAACAGGAAGUUAUGAAGCUGGAGAACAACCCGGAAUUCACGAUCGGAGACGUCACGACCGUCAACGUUACUAUGAUGACGGGCGGCGUCCAAAGCAACGUGGUUCCACCGGAAUUGAUGGUGUGCUUCGACAUCCGUCUGGCCGUCGACGUGAAGCAUUUGGAGUUCGAGAACCAGCUGCUGGACUGGUGCCGCGAAGCUGGCGGCGGCAUUGAGCUCGAGUACGACCAAAAGUGUCCCUUCGUCAAGCCCACCACCCUGGAUGGAUCGAACCGGUACUGGGUGGCUUUUAAGGAUGCUCUGGAUGAGCUGGGCCUGAAGGUAAAACCUCAGAUCUUCCCCGGGGGUACCGAUAGCCGGUAUAUCCGUGGCAUCGGAAUUCCGGCGAUCGGCUUUUCGCCGAUGAAUAACACCCCUGUGCUGCUGCACGAUCACGAUGAGUUCCUUCAGGCCGAUACCUAUCUCAAGGGAAUUGAGAUCUACAAGAAAAUCAUUGCCAACGUUGCGAACGCCUAGGACUGGUGACAUAAAUGAAUUUGUACGGAUUACCUAAUCAUAA